This is a messenger RNA of Zingiber officinale, 1563 nucleotides long. Its product is annotated as zinc finger CCCH domain-containing protein 2-like. Lineage: Eukaryota; Viridiplantae; Streptophyta; Magnoliopsida; Zingiberales; Zingiberaceae. The transcript has a single exon. The record is from RefSeq and is a predicted model, not a curated record. The coding region runs from base 69 to 1208 and encodes 379 amino acids. Gene Ontology annotation, molecular function: metal ion binding.
CUCUCCCCGUCACCACGCCAUGCCCUCAGAUAGAUCGACAAAAAAUAGUUAAUUGAGCGAGCAAGGAGAUGAUGAUGGUGGGCGGGGAAACCGGUGGUCUGUUGGCAGCUCGCAUUCCGCCAUGGUCUUCCCACUUCGAAGAUCCGUCUGUUGGUGUGGGUUAUGGUCUCGCUGCCGCUCGUGGCAGUGGAGAUUACGGCGGGUCAUCGGCCCUUGCUGCGACGCUGCAGAAGUACUUACCUUGCGACGAGUUCGCCGCGCCGGCGCCGGAGGAAGAGGUGGACGAGUCGGAUGUUGCCUUGGACGUGUACUCGUCCGAUGAGUUUCGGAUGUACGAGUUUAAGGUGCGGCGUUGUGCGCGCGGCCGCUCCCACGACUGGACCGAGUGUCCCUUCGCACAUCCGGGGGAGAAGGCGCGCCGUCGCGAUCCGCAUAUGUAUCACUACUCCGGCGCCGCCUGCCCUGACUUCCGAAAGGGUGGUUGCAAGCGCGGCGACGCGUGCGAGUACGCGCACGGGGUGUUCGAGUGCUGGCUUCAUCCUGCCCGCUAUCGCACGCAGCCCUGCAAGGACGGCACCGCCUGCCGCCGCCGCGUUUGCUUCUUCGCCCAUACGCCGGAUCAGCUUCGCAUCUUUCCACAGUUGCAGCAGCAGCCGACGUCGGGUAAGUCAGCGGUAGCGGCCGUCGAGUCGUACGAUGGCUCGCCACUGCGACAGCAAGCUAUGGAGUCGUACAUCUCGAAGCACUUGAUUUCCACGUCCCCAACCACGACACUGCCGCUCUCCCCGCCGUCGGACUCACCCCCGAUGUCGCCAAACACGGCUACCCUUAGGAGCGCCGCCUGGCCCGUUCGAACAUCGAUCAACGAAAUCGUCGCCUCUAUGCGCCAGUUGCAGCUAAAGAAAGCCAACACGUUCCCCUGCUCAUGGGGAUUACGAACAACCAAUGGCCCCUUCUCGUCACCACGUGGCAGGCCAGGUUUCUGCAGUCUACCGGCGACCCCCACCGCGGUCGCCGGCGGCGUAAGCUGGUUCGACGGCAUCGAUGUCGGCGGCUUCGCUCCGUGCGAAGAACUGGCGGAGAGGGUCGAGUCCGGGAGAGCCUUGAGGGCCAAGAUCUUCGAGAAGCUGAGCAAGGAAUGCGUGAUGGAGAAAUCUCCGGACGACGUAUCGCCGGACGUCGGUUGGGUAUCAGACCUGGUGAAGUAAACGAUUUUAAAUAAAUUCAAAAAAACAUACAGCAAAAAAAAUCGGACGGACGAAAUGUUAGUGGUUUGUAAAUAGUGAACUUAGAAGCCCCAUAAGGAUGUAUAGUACAACUGUACAUAGCCAACGGACGGUGGGGAUCUGGUUUUGUGAUUCUGUGCAGGAAAACUCCAGGAUUGGCUACACUGGCGAGAAGGAUCAGCUUUAUCUUGUGGAAAUUUCAUUUGAAAGCGUUAUGUUUAAUUUUUUUUUGCUUAAUUAUUAAAAUAGCUUUGGAUUUUAUUUGGAAUGUUAUCAGGUCAAUCUCAUUAUUAUAAUGUAAGAUAAUGCUUCUUCCGGUUUUGUAAACCGGGUGAGA